CAUCGCGUCACCCAGCUCCAGCUCGCGUCACCCUUGCUCCCUAUCAUCAACCAAGCGACCUUUCGAGUCCCUCUAGGUAGUCAUCGCAGCACCGAAAGAAACCUCCGGCACUGUUUGAGACGUGGGACGAAUUGUUUUCUAUUGCAUGUGCACGUCGAGAUGCCUAGGGAAAUAAUUACCAUUCAGGCCGGCCAGUGCGGCAACAGCAUCGGGAGCCAGUUCUGGCAGCAGCUCUGCCAGGAGCACGGCAUCAACCAGGACGGCAAUCUCGAGGACUUUGCGACUGAGGGCGGUGACCGGAAGGAUGUUUUCUACUACCAGAGUGACGACACGAGAUACAUCCCCCGGGCCAUUCUGAUCGACCUGGAACCCAGGGUCAUCAACAGCAUCCAAACCGGCUCUUACAAGAACAUCUACAACCCCGAGAAUUUCUAUGUGGGCAAGAACGGUGUCGGUGCCGCCAACAACUGGGGAGAUGGCUACCAAACGGGCGAGUCGGUCCACGAGGACAUCAUGGAGAUGAUCGAUCGAGAAGCGGAUGGUAGCGACUCCCUCGAGGGCUUCAUGAUGCUACACUCCAUCGCUGGAGGCACUGGGUCGGGUCUGGGCUCUUUCCUUCUUGAGAGACUCAACGACAGGUUCCCCAAGAAGAUUAUCCAGACGUAUUCCGUCUUCCCUGACACCACCAACGCGGGAGACGUCGUUGUCCACCCUUACAACAGCAUCCUUGCCAUGAGGAGACUCACUCAGAACGCAGACUCGGUGGUCGUCCUGGACAACGGCGCACUGUCACACAUUGCCGCUGACAGGCUACACGUCCAAGAGCCUUCCUUCCAGCAGACGAACCAGCUGGUCUCGACCGUCAUGUCGGCCAGCACAACAACACUGCGAUACCCAGGGUACAUGCACAACGACCUAGUCAGUAUACUGGCGUCGUUGAUCCCGACCCCCAGGUGUCACUUCCUCAUGACAUCCUACACGCCUUUUACUGGCGACCAAGUCGAGCAGGCCAAAACCGUUCGGAAAACAACGGUUCUCGACGUCAUGCGGCGCCUACUGCAGCCCAAGAACCGCAUGGUAUCGACUGUUCCCGGCAAGAAGAGCUGCUAUAUCUCGAUUCUCAAUGUCAUCCAGGGCGAGGUCGACCCCACUGAUGUCCACAAGAGUCUCCUUCGCAUCCGCGAGAGAAAACUGGCAACCUUCAUCCCCUGGGGGCCAGCCAGCAUUCAGGUCGCCCUCACAAAGAGGAGCCCGUAUGUAGAAAUGAGCCACCGCGUCAGUGGUCUCAUGCUGGCAAACCACACCAGUAUCGCAACGCUCUUCAAGAGGAUCGUGAAGCAGUACGAUGGCAUGAGGAAGCGCAACGCAUUCAUGGAAGUAUACAAAAAGACUGCGCCAUUCUCGGAAAACCUGAACGAAUUUGACGAGUCUAGGCAGGUAGUCACCGACUUGAUUGCCGAGUAUGAAGCAGCUGAGGACGCCACCUAUUUGAGCGCAGAAUCGGACCAGCCCACCUCGGCAGAUGCAGACAAGAGGAUGGGUUAGGAGAGGGCUAUGGUUUAUGUAUUUCUGUGCUUCCAUUUUCUCGGUCACUUGGACUCUUAUUGAUACGGUCUUGGUGUGACAGGGACGCGGGCUUGCAAGGAUACCUGCGAUACCUCAGUCGGGGCGUUGGUCUGGACAUCCUCGGGGGUCUGCGGAAACGAAUGAUUAUGACAUGAAUAGAAUCAUCCCAGCUGAGCGUUGCCCGCCCAGAUCUACCACGUAAUGAACCUCAACCACAUCAAUGUGAUGUCAUACCCCAC
This is a messenger RNA of Gaeumannomyces tritici R3-111a-1, 1805 nucleotides long. RefSeq names its product tubulin gamma chain. The transcript is spliced from 6 exons. NCBI's taxonomy places the organism in Eukaryota, Fungi, Ascomycota, Sordariomycetes, Magnaporthales, Magnaporthaceae. Gene Ontology annotation, biological process: mitotic cell cycle; meiotic spindle organization; mitotic spindle organization. The record is from RefSeq and is a predicted model, not a curated record. The coding region runs from base 160 to 1545 and encodes 461 amino acids. Gene Ontology annotation, molecular function: structural constituent of cytoskeleton; GTP binding. Gene Ontology annotation, cellular component: nucleus; centrosome; gamma-tubulin complex.